This is a messenger RNA of Penaeus monodon (black tiger shrimp), 2559 nucleotides long. RefSeq lists its product as uncharacterized. NCBI's taxonomy places the organism in Eukaryota, Metazoa, Arthropoda, Malacostraca, Decapoda, Penaeidae. The record is from RefSeq and is a predicted model, not a curated record.
UGGUGGUUUAAUUAACAGCAGAUCCUUUUAACUUUUGGUCGAUGAGUAACUAUGAGGUAGAGUGGUCACAAGGCUAUGAUUGUCUCCUGCUCGACCUGCUGGCCGGGGUCGUCCUCGCCUCUGCUUGCUAGAGCAGGAGGGACAGCACAAAUUAUGGCUGAGCCUGUGGAGGAUGAUGUAAGUUACCUUGGAUCACAAGAGGUAGCAGACUAUAUAUCCCCCAAUAAAGAGAACACCCCUGCCACACCAUACCAGAACACGACUUCUGAUCCAAGGACACCAGACCUUAAAGCAGCUGGGGUCUUCAGAACACCCUUGGUGUCUUCACAGGGUAAACAGGAUAAGAAAACCGUUGGGCGUGUCUUACCCAGUGGAGGUGCAGAACGAGUUUCUCCUUACAAUUCAAGCAGUCCAGUCACAAGUCCACGUACCCCAGACAGAAACCCAAAUUACAACAUUGAUGCCUCAGGCUCCACUUAUGCAUUACAGGUUGCUCUCAGAAACAUGAAGGAGCGAUACCACAAACUGCAGAAGAAAAUGGCCCUUAUAGAAGAUGAUAACCAAAGGCUUAUUAGUGGCAAGUCUGAGCUUUUUGGCGAAAUUGGAAAACUGCAGGAAAAUAGCAUCAAGCUGCGUGAGAAAAACCUGCACUUGAACCAAGAGAUUCACAAUAAGCAUCAGGAAUGUUGCUCACUGAAGGAGAAGUUCUCCGCUCUCUCGACAGAAAAUAUGACCCUGACAAGACAGCUGGCGAGAAGUGCACAGGAGAACAGAAAGUUAACAAGACAGAGGAGCUUGACAGUUUUGAUGAUCCUCCUUCAAGAUUUCUUUCAUCAUUAAAGGAUAAAUUAGAUGAAUUUGAACAGAUUAGUAGUAGUGAGCUUGCUGAAGUGAAUUCUGAAUGGGAUGAGGAGAGCAGUGAUGAACAUCUCAUGGAAUCAGUGGAGUCUGCAGCACAGCGCAUGAAAGACUUGCUCUCUAGCCUGCAGGAACAAAAUCACAGCCUCCUCCUGUUGUCUCCUCUCUUACAAUCAUUCACUUCAACAUCUGGGUCUCGAACUGGAAGUUCCCCAUUUGAUACUGACAGCAAAGAGGAUGCCACAGGGCCAUCUAGAAAUGGCACCUUAAACCAGCGAGACCGUGACCUCUCCACUCUGACAGUGACUCCUUCCACACAGUCUCAGAGUGCCACUCAGACUGGAGAUGAAACAACAUCAGAUGAAGAUGGAACGUGUCAGAGUCGGUUAGCAACAUGUGGAUCUGUACUUAAUCCAACCUUCAUCUCUUCAGGAGGAAUGAACACGAGUCAGACAACAGAUGACAGUGGAGGGGACAACAACAUUUUGGUGGAUGCUGCCACUCCAACAGCUGAUCGGCCCCAAAGUCCAUUUGACUGGAGACAAGUCCAGGUGAGUGACGACGAAGGCCGAGAAAAUGAUAUGCUACAGCCAGACACACGCACAGUCAGCACAUCACCAGACCCGACUUUAGAGGAUGAAGAGGAACGCAUCUGUCCUAUGUGCAAUGCAGUAUUUCCUCGGGUGAUACCACAAGAGUCAUUUGAAUCUCAUGUUGUAAGUCAUUUUGAAGUUGAAAAUGGAUUUGAAGUUAUUGCCUAGUGAAAAGAAUGUUAUACUGUCAGAGGACAUGGCUGUGUAACUCAAGAUUUUGACUGCUAAGAACUAAGGCUUCAAGUUUGUCUGCCUUAUUCUAAUUGUAUUUUGAAAAAAAUCCCUGAGAUCUAAAUUAAGAAGUGUGGGUUAAUGUCACAAAAUCUUCAUUUGAGAAACAAUCUAAAAGAAAAGAUUGAUUUCUUUAUUGGUUAAUAUUAUAUAUCCUCUGUGAUAACACCGUGCAAGGUAGCCUUUAUAAGUUACUUAAGGAAAUAUUUGAUAGGAGGAUAAGGGUAAGAGUGAUAUUUGUAAACAAAAGUAUUUAUGAUUAGAUCUUGAUCAUGUAAUUUAAAGUUUUUAGUACAUUAUGUUUAAGGAUAUGGAAGUACCACAGUUUUAUUAGCAGUCCAUCACCACAAAAAAGUGGACUUCUUAUUGGAAGUUCAAGAAGAAAAAGAAGUAAAAACUCUUUACAGAUAAAUCGCAUAUGUUAGUUGUACUAUGUUAACUGGCUUGGUCAAGUUUUGUUAAAUGCAUGGUUGGGUGACGAGUCAGGAUGUGUGUACUCUACCCCAUCAGGCACCUCUAUCCCACACUCCCAGUUAUCCUGGAUAGGCCUAACCCUUCCCCCUCUAAACUCUGUUCCAGUCAGCCACUCUUUUCACCCUCAGAUGCAUUAGAGGGCCUGCUACACCAUUCUCAUUAAAUUUGGUGCACUUUCAAGUUGUCAUGCCUGUUGAAUAUGAAUAUGUCCUCAGAUGUGAACUGAAAUGCUUUAAACCACCUUGAAAUCUAUGGUAAGGUUAAGACCUCAUUUGGAAUAACACAUAGGGUGCUAAGCAUAGACUCAUGAGGGUAAUCUACCCACUCUUGUUGCAAGUGACAGGAAAGACUGCAAAUCAAAGAAUUAGUGCUAACUCUUAUUUUCAAUAUCUUUUUGUGGACA